GGACGACGGAACUUAUGAGAAUACAAAAGAUUCAAUUCAAUUCAAGAUGAAAUAAAAAAAAAUCUUAAACAUUCACUGGCUGGGAUGGCGGAAUAAACCAAUGUUAAAUUAUUUUAUUUCUAGAUACUAGCUAUAAGAUGUCACAAACUCGUCCUAGAAAUGAAAUCUAAAUUGACAGAGUCAAUAUUCGCCCGCGAAAACUUUUUUCAAAAGAAUCAAUAUUCAAUCUAAAGCAAUAUAAAGAAUAGUCAAAAAUGAAGGAUUAGUUAGACUCAGAGAAUCAUGAAAAAACUGUAGAAUAAUUCAUUUCAAUUCAAAUAGAUUUAAAAAAAAGAUCACUCAAUCCCUAAAUAUUAUUUUGACUUCUCAGUCCAGACUUUUAUUAUCUAUCUUUAGAUUUAGAUAUCUUCACUAUGAUUAGUCAAUUUGAGUCAAACGCUCAUUUUGUAAAUACUUUAUUCGUAAUUCGCGAGGAGCUGGAUGAGAAGAAACUCUCACAUCCGGUUCUGUAGUAGAGAUGGAAUAAAUAAAAAUCCAUCAACUAUAACCCCAAAAGAACCAGAUUCCGUAAACAACAUAGAGGAAGAAUGAAGGGAAUAGCUUCUCGAGGGAAUCAUAUUUGUUUCGGUAAAUAUGCGCUUCAAGCACUUGAACCCGCUUGGAUCACAUCUAGACAAAUAGAAGCUGGGCGACGGGCUAUGACACGAAAUGCACGUCGUGGAGGAAAAAUAUGGGUACGUAUAUUUCCCGAUAAACCAGUUACUGUACGACCCGCAGAAACACGUAUGGGUUCAGGAAAAGGAUCCCCUGAAUAUUGGGUUGCUGUUGUUAAACCCGGUCGGAUACUUUUUGAAAUGGGUGGAGUAACAAAAAAUAUUGCCAGAAAAGCUAUUUCAAUAGCAGCAUCAAAAAUGCCGAUACAAACUCAAUUCAUUAUUUCGGAGAUAGAAUAGACGAUAUAACUCUAGAACCAACCCAAAGAAUCUUAAGAAUGAAACAAAAACAAAAAAAAAAGAGGUUUCGUUUUAUGUUUGUGGACAAAAAAUAUUUCUUUUUUUCUUCGCCCUUUGCAUUGUGAAAGAAAAGAAUAAAAAAAAUGCUAUGAUUCAAUCCCAAACCCUUUUAAAUGUAGCGGAUAACAGCGGGGCUCGAAAAUUGAUGUGUAUUCGAAUAAUAGGAGCUAGCAAUCGUCGAUAUGCUUAUAUUGGUGACAUUAUUGUUGCUGUUAUCAAAGAAGCUGUACCUAACAUGCCUCUACAAAGAUCUGAAGUAGUUAGAGCCGUAAUCGUGCGUACCUCUAAAGAACUAAAACGUGGCAACGGGAUAAUAAUACGAUAUGAUGAUAAUGCCGCAGUUGUUAUUGAUAAAGAAGGAAAUCCAAAAGGGACCAGAAUUUUUGGUCCAAUCCCCCGGGAGUUAAGACAAUUAAAUUUUACUAAAAUCGUUUCAUUAGCUCCUGAGGUAUUAUAAAAAAAAAUUAAAAAAUGGAGUAGAAUCUGUCUCACGUAUAUAACUUUAAGAUUAAAAUAAAGUAAGAUAAACACAAUAAUCCAUAGACAAUAAAAAAAACACGUUGAGAGUAGAAAAAUUUUUAGCUCCAUAAUUAGAGUUCAUCAUGGGUAGGGACACUAUUGCUGAGAUAAUAACUUCUAUACGGAAUACUCAUAGGGAUGGAAAAAGAACAGUUCGAAUCCCAUCCAGUAAUAUUAACGAAAAGAUUGUAAAACUCCUUUUAAAAGAAGGUUUUAUUGAAAGUGUGAGAAAUCAUCGAGAAAACAACAAAAAUUUUUUAGUUUUAACUCUGCAACAUAUAAACACUAAAAAAAGGACCUUUAGCAAUAUUCUAAAUUUAAAACGGAUAAGUCGACCCGGUCUACGAAUGUAUUCUAAGUCUAAAAAAAUACCUAAAAUUUUAGGCGGGAUGGGGGUUGUAAUUCUUUCUACUUCACGUGGUAUAAUGACAGACCGAGAAGCCCGACUGCAAAGAAUCGGGGGGGAGAUUUUUGUUUUAUAUAUGGUAAUAUUUUCAAGAUGCCAAUUAGGUAGAAACUUUCCAUUUCUAUGAUUCCCAAAUGGGAUAUUUUAGAAUCUAAUGAAAUCCCCAUUCCUUAUUGCUUCUAGGUCACUGAAAUAAAGAAUAAAGUCCUUCGG
Molecule: messenger RNA, 2151 nt
Organism: Cuscuta europaea
Lineage: Eukaryota; Viridiplantae; Streptophyta; Magnoliopsida; Solanales; Convolvulaceae
Source: the annotation of a GenBank genome assembly